CCGUUUGCUUCUAAGGCCUCCGAUGUCAUUGGUUGGCAAGCGAAGUAUUUAGGCCGACGUUGUCAGUGCAUUGAGUUGUACACACAUAUACAAACACACAUGUUUACAACCUAACCUGAAGAUUGUGAGGCGGUCGUUCGCUCAUAACUUCGUGUUGGGUUUAUCACACUAUUUUCUAGAAGGAUUAUACUGCGUUACAUUUCGAAGACAAUGGGCUUGCCAGAUACAAAUGGACAGCAUCGUCCGGUUAAAAUCAGAGUGACCCGCAAAGGUGAACUCUAUGAUUUAACGGAAUUUGUUGACAGGCAUCCAGGAGGUCGAGAGAUCUUAGAGCAACACAAUGGACUGGACAUAGAAGCUGCAAUGCAGAAUUCCUCGGUCCAUGCGCACAGUAAAGCUGCCUAUUCCAUGUUAGAGAGAUAUGCCGUCGGCACGACAGACACAUCGGCACAGCAGAAUGAGUUACUUACUGAGGUAGCAGACAUUGACAAAAGAAGAGCAGAUUAUAAAAAGAAUGAUAUUGUUGAUUGGUCAAAGCCCAUACUCGGUCAAGUGGAAUUUCUUGGAGAAAAAUAUUUUGAUUGGACACACCAACCUGUGGAUUGGCCAGUGCGGCUGUUUGAAUCAGACUUAGCAGAAACGUUUUCCAACGCUUACUGGUGGUUCGUCCCAGUCACGUGGGUCCCUGUUGUGCUCUACAUGAUUUGGUCCUCCUUUCAACAUUUGUCACACGUACCGGAAGUCUGGCCACAAAAUGCUUUAGCUAUUCAGCAUGGCCCCCUAUCUAUGCCAUUUCUAUUUGCUUUUGGUGUCCUGAUGUGGACAUUCCUAGAAUACUUUAUUCACAGAUGGAUAUUUCACCUCAGACCACCUCCCAAUUGGCCCUCACUCAUAAGGCUUCAUUUCGCCUUGCAUGGCCAACAUCAUAAAUCACCAAUGGAUCCUAUGAGACUCGUGUUUCCACCAUUACCUGCAUCCUUUUUUGCUGUGCCAUUCUAUUUCAUGAGUACAUCCCUGUUUCCUGUUGGCCUUGCACAGAUAACCUUUGCUGGAAUAGUGUCAGGAUACAUGUCCUAUGAUCUCAUACACUACUAUCUGCAUCAUGGGAAAAAGCCAUUUUUAGCCUAUUUCCAGCAACUGAAAUCUUAUCAUAACUUACAUCACUACAAAUAUCAGCAGCUAGGAUUUGGAAUUUCAUCAAAGUUUUGGGACUACCCUUUUGGUACACUGAUUCCAGAAAACCCUGAAAAGAACAAAUAAUUUCUCUUUAAGAUUACAAAUAGCACUCACUGACAGAAAGCAUAGAAAAGUUUUGUUCCAAUGUUCUGAUUAAUUUUGUAAUAAAAAGAUGUUCCGAAGAUUCUUUCAUAACAUUUAUUUUCACUUAAAUGUAGAAAACAAAAUAUUAAAAAAAAUAAUUUUUCAUUUUCAGCCAUCAUUUUUUUAAAUUAUUUUUUGUUUAUUGUUUUCAAACAAUGAUUGCUCUGUACAUGAAAUUUCCUCUCAUGUAAAAUUAACAUAUGCAUAAGCAUUUUUUAGAUCCUAGACUAUAUGUUACAUACAAUUAUGCCUACCCUAAUAAAGUCCUAAAAUAAACUUAAUAUUCACUAAACAUUUUAAAGAAUACAUUGUAAUCUAAGAAUUGAGCAGACCUACAUAUAUAAAGCAAUGCAGAACAAGUGAAAAAAAUACAACAUAUUACUUUUCCUUGGCACAGACUGCAAAAGAGCCUACAACUCAGCAGCAAAAAGCUUGUUAGAAAAAGAAGAAAAAAAGAUCUAGGAUUCUUUUUUAUUUUUUAAGCUGUCUUAUAUCAGUUCCAUUUUAAAUGAAGCAAAUAGGAGAUGGUUCCAUUGAAGCACUCCAUAUUGUUUCAUGUUUACCUUUCCAGUCAUAUAGGCAGACACUGUGAUAGUUUUGAAAAAAAUCUAUAGUGUUGUGUGUAGGCUCACCAAUAUAUUUAUUCUGGUUGUUUUGUGCCUCAUUGUAAUAUAUUUAUUUUUUUUAGAACUUGCCAAUUUUCUUACUUGAAAUGUGUCAAUUUUAAAAGGUUCAUACAUUAUAAUUGAUUUGUCAAAGGUAAACCUCAAUUUAUUUGAUCUGAUUUUAUUAUAGUCUAAAAAGUUUUUGAGUUUGUAUUUUUAUAAUGUAUAUUUAGAUUUGUAUAUAUUUCAUAAAUAUUUUUGGCAUUUUUUGUUAGUUUUUACAUGUAAAACUAAAUGUUUCUGAUUAUAAUAAAAAAUAUAAUUGGAACAUGUCUUUUUAUUUUAGGAAUAAUGAAAUAUUUGCAAUGGACCUCAUUCACCAAUCAUAAACAAACAACAUUUUGCCACGUGUUAAUAUUGAUAAAACAAUUUUAAAAAACUGUCACAUGUGACACCCUGUGUGUAUUACGUAAUUUGUAUAGAAGAGAUAGAGAACCACGUGGCUAAAUGUUGUUUGUUUACGAUUGGUGAAUGAGGUCCAUUGGUUUGUGAAAAUAUUCUUUUCACUUUGAAUAGCUUGGAGUUUACAAUAAAAGUAUUUUCAAACUUUAAACUAUUUACAUUAUAGAUGUCAAAAGCAAAUCGAGCUUUAAAACACUGAUAUAAAAGAUUGUUUUGUUUUUGUUGAGAAAAAAAGAAAAGAUAUUUUUUAGUUUUUAACCAAUGGUUCUAUCACAUAGCAUUCCAGUCACAAUGUCCUUGUCUAUGCAAAAUGUUUCCAUAUUUAGCAGCAAUAAGCAAUCAGAAUUUUAUUUAUUUAUUUUUUUUUUUAUUUUACAACUUACACAAACGUGGUUGAUGUAUUUUAUGUUUUUGUAUUAUACCUUAUAUUAUGCAAUUUUAAAAAAUCUUUUGAACCUUUUCAAAACUGUUUUGAAUUUAUGAAUAUAAAUAGUUAUUAGCUCUAUAUAAUGUAUAGGUAUGAACUAAUUGUUUCACUUCAAGCAGUAUGUUAUUUUUAAAAAUAAUGUCAACAUUUAGUGAAUAAAAAAAUAUUGUUGAGACUAUUUAGCAGAGAUGUAAGAUAAUUUAGCUAUAUCUAUUGAGUAAGUCAUAUUAUAUCAUAUCUUGAAUAUAUUUUCUUUUACAAUAUAAUGAUUUGUUUAAUUUUUUUUUCACAUAUUUACCAGUAUAUAUUUUUGGUGGACAAAAAGUAAGUCUGCCUGCCAUCCUGUGGGAGGUUUGGGCUUGAGUUUUUAAUGUUUUAUUCUGAAGAAACAUCUGAAACAUGUAAAACAUUAAAACAAAAGAUAAAAAAGAUCCUUAUGGUACAUAUUUACAGAAGUUGAAGAAAUGAAGUGCUAAACUGACCAAAAAUUCUAUACAUUUAUUUCCUUGAUCAAAAUAUUUAUUAAGAAAAUAUGUAAAUAUAUUGUCAUUUUUUUAUAGUCAGUAUAGACGUUAAUUAUAUAUUAUGUGUUUUUACUAUUAUUAAGCAAUUUUCUGAUUGAAUAGAUACAUUGUAUUUCUGUAUUGAAGAUGUAAAUACAAUUUGUAAGUAAAAAAAAAACAUAUUGUUUUUUAUUUUUCAAGUAAAAAUGAUUCAUGUACUAAUUACUUUUCUUUAUGUAUGUGUUGUAGUUAGACAUCUCAAAUCUCACAAUGGCCUUUUUCUUUGCAUUCCAAGUCUCUGGCCUUCAGACUUCACCAAAAUUUGUUCCUCUAGCAAAUGCUAAGGCAUAUUUCUUAUGUUCAUAAAAAUAUUACUCAGUAAUGUCUACUUUAAUGCUGGGUGUAAAAUAAAAAUAUUGUAGCCAGGUGGCAGAGGGAUUGUUUUCCAAACCAAAUGUCUUGAGCUUAAAUUAUUUGAAAGGAUUUAUUGUAUGGGGGUCCACCCCAGCUGUAUUGGGUAGGGCUGUGCAUAGUUAUGGUUGUUGAACUGGCUACCCUCAUCAGUCAUUGACCAAAGAUACUUGUAAGCAUUUCAUCCUUAACCACAUAGCUAUGUCUCAAGAGGAAACUUUUCAUCAAUAAGAAAAAAAUGGAGUACAUAAGCAACAACUUACACUUUUUUAAGUUCCCCUUUCAGACCUUGCAAUCUAUAGGGCAGAUGAUGUAAAGGUCAUCUGUUUCCUGUGGCCCACAGUUAAUGAUGGUGUCAUGUGGCCAGCACAAUGACCAACUGCAUUUACUUUUCCUAGACUAAUGUCAGGCACCUAUUAGAGCUGGGUGUACUAAGGGACGCCCAAAGAUCGCAAAAUUAAAAAUCCCAGGAUUCGAAGUUCAGAAUUCAAGGGCUUUGCUGCUCAGCCACAGGUCCUCUAAAUAACGUACACUAAUGUCUAUUAAUGUUUCUUUAAAAAAAAGAUGUAUUGACAUUUAUAAACAAGUAGGCCUAGAUUAAUUUUGUAGCAUUUUAAUUUUACCAAACUGAAGUAUAUAUAUAUUCUGAAAGGCUAUAAUAACUUAUUUGGAUUUAACCAAUGUUAGUUGUUUUUUUUUAAUCUUAUUGGAUUUGAAUGUGAUGUUUGUUUGUGGUAGAUUCUUAGUGGCUGUUUCCUUUUGAUUUUUUAAUAUUCUCAAUGGUUGUAAAUGUCAAGGGAAAAAAAACAAAUUUAUGCUCAUCUUGGACUUUUGUCAAUAUUGUUUACCUAAUUUUUGAAAUACAUCAUGAUUUUUUUUUAUUCAUAGAAAAGUUUAAAAAAACAUUGAAAUAAUUAUGAUGAAGAUCCUCAAUGUUGUUGCAGAUCAUACUACUUUAAUACUAGCAUUGUAAUUAAAUAUAUUAAGCAAAAUAUCCAGAAUAAAAAAAGCAAUCAUCACAAAUUUGUAAAGUGCUUUAAAUAAUCACAUACAAUUAGCAUUACCGCCCCCCCCCCCCCCCCCCCGCCUCCCCCCAGAUAUCUUUAUAGAUUUCACUUUUGUUGUCUUCCUCAUCAAUCAUAUUUUUUUCUUAAUCUUCCAUUUUCUCAUUUUUCAAGUUGGCAUAUUUUAUUUUGAAAUCCAAAGAAACCAACAAAUUUUUUUUUUUAUUCUAUGUUUGCAUAAUUAUUAUACAUUGUUAUAUGUGUUUCUUUUUCAUCUGUACUCAUUAUAAGUGCAAUCUGUAGUACUGCAACAUUUCUAGAGAUAUUGUGAACAGUGAUGAACCUUCAUACCUUUCUUUAGUGUGCUAUAUUUUGGGCACAUUCAAUAUGAAAAUAAAGAAGAAAAAAAAAAUUUACAUUAUAAUGUUUAAACAAACCUAAGAAAUUAAUGCUUUAACGCUUUCUCUCCGUAAUUAUUUUUCUACGUUUCGACAGAAUUCUUUAUUUUGCUCAUUACUAUUUCACAACCCUGUUGUGAUUAAGCCUCAAUAACUUUUUCAUUUGUUAUCAGAAAAUGUUUAUUGGUAUAGAAUUAAAGGGGAAUGCAGGCUUUUUUAUAUAACACAAAGUAAAGUUUAUAAAAUUAAACAUUAAUUUAAUUUAAUGAGGUCAAAUCAACGAUACCUAUCGUCUAACAGGAGAGAAAGAGUUUAAAUUUUAUUUUUUAUUUUUAUGAAUUCUGUUCUAAGAUAUACAAAGCUAAAGUUUUUAAGUUGCUUUAUGUAAAUGUGGAAAAAUAUGCAUGUCGCAACUGUGUUGGCAUAGUCAUGUGAAACACUGCACUCAUCCUUAGUCUUCAGUAUGGAAGACAUUGCCAUUUAAAAAAUGUUCAAUCUUUUGGAUUAAAAGAACAUCUCUUGACUAUAGAAGACAAAGUUUUUGUGUUAUACUAUAUUACUGCUCACAUGUGAUUUAUAAAUUGAUCUGUUCAAUGUUAUUUCAUUUCUUUGUUAUUGUUUUUUUUUUCUUAUUAAAACUUUUGUCGGAAAAAGUAA
Molecule: messenger RNA, 5787 nt
Organism: Biomphalaria glabrata
Lineage: Eukaryota; Metazoa; Mollusca; Gastropoda; Planorbidae
Product: fatty acid 2-hydroxylase-like
Exons: 6
Coding region: 211-1260 (349 amino acids)
Biological process (GO): lipid biosynthetic process; fatty acid metabolic process
Cellular component (GO): endoplasmic reticulum; membrane
Molecular function (GO): fatty acid 2-hydroxylase activity; iron ion binding; heme binding
Source: RefSeq, a predicted model, not a curated record